Messenger RNA from Pogoniulus pusillus (Red-fronted tinkerbird), 9735 nucleotides. It is a transcript of the gene SESN3, whose product is annotated as sestrin 3. The record is from RefSeq and is a predicted model, not a curated record. Bases 103 to 1593 code for a protein of 496 amino acids. Gene Ontology annotation, biological process: regulation of response to reactive oxygen species; negative regulation of TORC1 signaling; cellular response to L-leucine. The transcript is spliced from 10 exons. NCBI's taxonomy places the organism in Eukaryota, Metazoa, Chordata, Aves, Piciformes, Lybiidae. Gene Ontology annotation, molecular function: L-leucine binding; oxidoreductase activity, acting on peroxide as acceptor. Gene Ontology annotation, cellular component: nucleus.
CUGGAGGAUGGGGGCGACCGGCGGUGCGGGCUGCUGAGCGGCGCGCAGCUCUCUUGCCACUUCCCCCUUCCACACCCGGCCAGCGCCGCACUCCCUGCCAGCAUGAACCGGCUCGGCUCUGGCCCCAUGGGCAGCUCUACCGCCGCCUCUGCCGGCGGCCAGUACCGGGUGUGCGGCAAUUGCCGGAAGGUGCCGAGACAGGAAAAGCGAGUGCAAGUCUCCCCACCGCUGACGAGAGGACCAAGUGCCUUUAUACCAGAGAAUGAAGUUAUGCAAGCGAAUGGUUUGGAUGAGCGUACUAAUCUUCUGGUGGAAGAAUACUCUACGUCUGGUCGCCUGGACAACAUCACACAGGUCAUGAGCAUCCAUACUCAGUACCUGGAGUCUUUCCUCCGCAGCCAGUUCUAUAUGCUGCGCAUGGAUGGGCCCCUUCCUUUGCCCUAUAGACACUACAUUGCUAUCAUGGCUGCUGCCAGACAUCAGUGUUCCUACCUAAUAAACAUGCACGUUGAUGAGUUUUUGAAGACUGGUGGGAUUGCAGAGUGGUUGAAUGGUUUAGAAUACAUUCCCCAAAGACUGAAAAACCUGAACGAAAUAAACAAGCUCUUGGCACACCGGCCCUGGCUUAUCACGAAAGAGCACAUUCAGAAACUUGUCAAGACUGGGGAAAACAACUGGUCCCUUCCUGAGCUGGUGCAUGCUGUUGUCCUGUUGGCACAUUAUCAUGCCUUGGCAAGUUUUGUAUUUGGUAGUGGCAUUAAUCCAGAGAGAGACCCAGAUACAUCUAAUGGAGUCAGACUUAUAGCAGUCAACAACUUCUGUGUCUGUGAUCUUGCCAAUGACAACAGCAUAGAGAAUGCAUCCCUCACGAGUAGCAACUUUGGGAAUGUCAUGGUGUUUUUGCAGAUUGCAGAUUCUUUAAGUGAGCUGGAGGCCCUAAUGGAACGGAUGAAGAGGCUUCAAGAAGAUAAAGAGGAUGAAGAAGCCUCUCAGGAAGAAAUGGCAACUCGCUUUGAAAAGGAGAAGAAGGAGAGUCUGCUAGUAAUUAGUGGAGCAUUUGAAGAUGAAAUAGUUUCUACAGAUGUGUCUCGCUACAUUGAAGAUCCUGGAUUUGGGUACAAAGACUUUGCAAGGCGAGGAGAAGACCAUCUGCCAACGUUCAGAGCUCAGGACUAUACUUGGGAAAAUCAUGGGUUUUCCCUUGUAAACAGGCUUUAUUCUGAUAUUGGGCAUCUCCUUGAUGAGAAGUUUCGGAUGGUGUAUAACCUCACCUACAACACUAUGGCAACGCAUGAAGAUGUGGAUACGACUACAUUAAGAAGAGCUUUAUUUAACUAUGUCCACUGUAUGUAUGGAAUCAGGUAUGAUGACUAUGAUUAUGGAGAAGUUAAUCAGUUACUUGAACGCAGCCUGAAGGUUUACAUAAAGACAGUGACCUGCUACCCAGAGAGAACUACCAAGCGCAUGUACGACAGCUACUGGCGUCAGUUCAAGCACUCGGAGAAGGUUCAUGUCAAUCUGCUUCUAAUGGAAGCUCGUAUGCAGGCUGAACUUCUGUAUGCCCUUCGUGCCAUAACUCGUCACUUAACCUGAAGCAUUCGCUGGGCAGGAGUAAAGGAGCUUUCACUGAGUAUGUAAAGACCUUUCGAAAUAGAUACACACCAGAAGCUGUUUGUGAUGUAGCAUCAGGUUAUUCAAUUCUAUAGUGUCAAAGUUUGGCCGUGCUUCUCGACGGCUGUAAUGUGCAAUGACGUUGUUUUAUUUUCUUGAUGCUUAACAUUACUAAUGAUAACAAAAGUAACACUGAGGAGCACUACUCUGCAUUGUUUCCGACUGGAUUUCUGCGCAGUGGUCAGGGUCCUGAAACUGGUUUUGUUAUAUCCAAUCCUAGCGCUUUGUUCUUUAAGCACCGGAGAGAAGUGCUUAGAGACUUCUUCUUUUCCAAGCAAUCGUUUUUCAGAUUAGUGGAGUCCAGCAGAGGAUGAGUUCUGCCUGUCCUGAGAGCAUACCACCACGUCGUGACUCGUGACAGAGACGCGCAGGCUGCAUUGCAUUGAGUUGCCCACUGGAUUCUUCUGUGUCUCCUGGAGACCGCUUGCCAGUCACUGUCUUACUUACAGCAGUUGAAGGUGAUGUGAGGUGUGGAUGCAAACCUUGAGCACACUUUAAUGUGAAAUUAAUCAUGAUAAAUCCUACAGCAUGCUACUGAAGUGUGAAAUUCAUCUGCUUUGUCAUGCCCCUUCUUCCCAAGAGAAGAGGCUUCACGAUCUGCCAUUUCAGCCUCGCUGUGUUUCAGUCAUGCACAGUCUUGUUUUGCCAACAGUCACCCUCAGUUGUCCUUACGGUAUCCAUGCUCAUCACACGUUGCAAUUUCUUUAGUUGGCACCUAGAAAGUCAACACACAGGCUGACCAAAAACAGGGUUGUGGGGGUUUUUUGCACUCUCUUCUUUCUCAAUGUUUUAACUAAGGAAAGUAAAGGAAGGCUAGCGGAUCCGUUCUUUCAUAUUGGAUGUACAGAGAUUUCUUUCCCAUGCCUUUUCCAUAGCAUGAAAUCCUAAUACUCAAAGUUUUAAAAGUCUCUAUGCAUUAGUGUGAGUGAACAAAAGAAAAGUGCAAUAUUUAAAAAGAAAGCAAGCUUUUUUUCCCUGUCAUGCCACUGCUAAAGUGUCCUUCUUACAUAGCCAUAAAGAAAUUUUAUAACCAAAUUUCUUUAUUGUCUAAGGCCUAGCAGUUCUGUUUUAGCUUUUAUGGCUUAAGACAACCUGAUACUGAGAUGCCAAAGCAUCCCCAAAACAAAGCAUUCUCGGACAACCGGUAGUAAUUGGGGAAGGGAAGAAAUAAGCUGCCAAAAAAUGUCACACUUUUGUGCUGUUUUUCUGUUGCUUCUGACUGAUUUUUCAAGAGCACAAAAUGUUGAUAUUUAAUAGCUUUAUUUUGUAUUGCAUUUAAUGAACCAGUGAAGUGCCUAAAGAGAUGCUUAAACUUACCCAGUAGGAUGCAAGUUGUCACUGCUUCAACUUCUGUCUGUUGGUUUGGACUUUUUGUGUUUCUUGAGGAGGGUGACCUUUACUUCUGUUCCCUACAUUCAAAGCUAACUGAAUCGUUCUGUUUUUAAUGUUCCACUGCAUUGUAGAAGUUAAUCUAGGAUUUUUUUUUUCCCCCGUUAGUGAUUGCAGAGUAGUGUUUAAAAAUGGUAUCACUCAUAUUUUAGUACUUUUCAUUGAUGAACCCAUGGAGCAGUACACUACUAAAGUUAGCUUUCUCCUUUUUUUGGCCCCUUUUUUCCUGAUACCUUGCUGUGAGUUCGCAUGUUGGGUUUUUUGCUUUAUCUGUUCCAGAUUGGAAAGCUAAAUGAUUGUACACUUUUCUGCACUUUCAGACUGCAGACUCUGCAUGUGAAAACCUGUUGAGGAAGAAGUCAGUAAUCAUAAUUAUUUACUUUUGUUUUUUUGAGUAACACGUUGGCUAUUUAGUAAACUACCCAAGAGACAGCAUCGGACUCUCCCCUGGAGAGAGCAUUGGGUAAAAAACACCAGAUUUAUUUAUCUUAGGUAGCUGACUGCAGAGACUUCUCUGAGGUAUUGAGAUGCUCGUUUGUGUGAAUUGAAAUUAACUUUCUAAAUUGUUACCAUCCUUUUUCCUCCCUGUUUGUGACUGUAGUGGCCAUACUUAAUGGUCUUUCUGCAUAAAAGAGUUCUGCUGAGAGAAGUUUUCAUGCAAUACUUUGGCUUGUUUUUUUCAAGUGGUGGGAACUGUACAGUGCUACUUUAAAAUUCCUUUGCUUUGGAAAGUUAAGUAGUUCUCAAGAAGCACAGCUGAGCUCUGGAAAGGGAGUGAAACUAGAUUUGGGUAACUAAUACCACAGCUUAGUUUCCCUUCAGAAAUGCAAAGGCUUUUAGGAGCAGGUUGAGUUUUACAUCUGCAAACACGAGUGCCUUUACUUCUUUCCUUUUGAAAUAUGCUUGCCAGCUCACAUGCCUUCUGAGCAAAGUGCAUGAGCAGAUUUGAAAUAAAUAUAGAAGCCAUAGGUGGAUGGCUUCAUAAAAUUUGUGGUAAAUCCAUGACUUCUUCUUCUUUUGUUUUCUUUCUUAAGGUGCCAUAUCAGGUCACAUACAGCCUGUGAGACAUUCCACCAUAGGAAAUGUCAUUGUACAACUAGUUUGCUAUUUCUAUUAUUUUAUGAAUCUUAAAUGCAAACUUGAACCUUCUGGAAAUGUUUUCCAGGUGGCUUCUUCUUUUUUUUUUUUUCCCCCCUCCAAAGUAUUGCAUUUACAUUGUAACAAUUGAUAGCUGUUUUUUUCUACUCAAAAGUUAUGAUUUUUGGGAUGUAUUUGUUCAAAAUAGCUGUUUAAAGUCAGACAACUCUACCACAGACUUUAUGCACGCUUUAGGCUCACACUGUGCCAAAUUUUAAUGUGCAAGUGUUUGGGAUUUUUUGCAUUUUUAAAGCACUCAUGAAUGUGAAUCUUCACACUUUGUUCAUUGGUAUCAUUCUUAAAAGUACCAUAAUUGUUGGAAGUGUAGGUGUUCUCUCUUUCUCUCUCUGUUCCUUUAUUGGAAUUAGUAGUUACCAGCAUUAAUGAUAGUCCACAAAAUACCAGCCAUGGCCAACAUAAAACAAGUGUACAGUCUCCUGUCUACUGAGACAAUUCUUGGUAGGAGCAAAUUAACCAGCCAGCACAAGGAGUGCUGUAAGUAGUGAACAGAUCUUCUGAGCAUGGACAGCUUGCAGAAUCACUUCCAAAUGUAUCUUGUAAAAGAAGACAUUCUUGCUGAAAAUGAUCCUUUUUGGUUUUUUGGUAAUGAAGAGAAGUGAAGAAAGUGCUGAUUGGGGCUGAACACUGCAAGAACAGGAACCAGGGUACAGUUUGUGCAGGUAGCUACAGGCAUCGUGGUACCCUAUGAGAAUUUUGGUGAGCUGUAGAUGCAUUUAUUUUCAUCAAGACUGAACCAAAAUGCAUUUCUUUGGCCUAAAGCUUUCAUUACAAUGCAAAGUACCUAUUUUCAGCUUCAGGAGUUAAAGGAUUGCCACAAUCAGCUCCUCUUCUUUAUUAAAAUAGCUUCAAGUGACUGUAAACAGUAAAAAAAAUGUAAGUUGAUAUAAAUUCAGAACAGAACAAAAAGGAAAUAUUCCACUUCUCUCUUACUUGAGUGCAGAAGGUCAAAGCACCAGAUUUUACAAAGGUUUUAUUUCAUUGGUAGUGAUGCUGAUAGAUUUUUCAUGGGAUUUGGAAAAAGCAGCCAGUUGCCUGAAUUUCAGUGGGGAUUUAAGCAUCUAGGCACUUGGCAAAAUCAUGCAAGGUGCCCACUUGUAUUUUUGAGUCAGAUCUUUAGAGAUACUUAGUCAUCUAAACUCAAUAGGAUGAGAUCAGUUUCCAUAGAGAUUAAAGGAAUACUGUGUAGCAGAACCAUGUGAUUUGCAGUAAGUGGUGAUGGGUAAUGGCAUGGGUUGUUUUGAGGGCUUAAUACAGACUUAGAGAAAUCUUUCCCAAAGCAGUUAAACUGUAAGCUGCUGCUCUUGCAGAGCAGGUUCUUGAUGUUUCUCAUGCACGUGUGUUUUCCAUGAACAUAGGCAUGCAUUUCAGGCUCAUGUUCCAGAGUUUGGACUCCCCUUUAAGAGGAGCCUCUGCUUUCAGAAAAGGUUUAUUGGCAGUAGCAAGUGGCUCAUGCCCCAACUAAACCAUUUUGGCCAGAAAGAAAUGCUCCAGAUCUCUUUCAUUUCUAGCAAUGCUCUUUCAGUUGCUUUCCUUAGAGGUUUGGGUUCUUCUUCCAUAAACAGGGAUGAUGUUGCACAAAAUGGAGGCAGAGAGGAGCAGGUUAAUUGGAAAUGAACUUCCCCAGAAGUAACCCAAAUAGAAAGCUGUAGGAGUUUGUUUGCCUGUAGCGAUCAUUCCAAGAGCUGGCUAACAAUGUCGGCUUUCACUUUCUGAACUUCAGAGUUACUCUCUCUAAAUGUCCCUCAGCACUGUGCUUGUCUGAAGAGAUGCCUCCACCAGCUUUUCCACAUUCAGGAAUUGUAAAGGAAAAGGUUUAUCUCCAAAUGAAAAUGAAUUUACUAUUUGAUACCUACUGCAUAGGUCACAGGUGUGAGAGAUGGAAAGAGUGCAGGAGUUUGAUGAGGCUUUGGGAGCAUCAUCUUGAUCAGUGUUAAUUUAUUCCUUACAGCACAUUUCCUGGCAUGAGGUCAUACUGCUGCUCCCCCAACACACAUCAUGUCUCUCUCUUGCAGAAAUUUAAUCAUCCUGCUGUUCACUAAGGACAAAAAGUGUCAUUUCCCAACCUGUGACCACCACCACCGCCCUGCAUCAUGUGCUUUGUAUCUUUCCAGCUCACAACCCCAGCGACGUUGCAGGGACAACCUCCUAGCCUUAACCUUGUAAAACAAUGGCAGAUUCCUAAAUUACUGUUUGCUGUUCAGUUCAGAGGGUCUUUCUCGUGUUCAGAAACACUUAAUUGCUGUGUUAGGUUCUUUCUGGACAGGAAAAUUUGAAAUCUAGUUUGAAAGGAUGCCCCUCAGUACUUGCUCACUUGUAGGUAGCAUUUGUCAGUAGCAUGUCUCUGGAGUUACAGUAAUAAUCCAGUGGAUCCUCUAAGGAAAUGCUUUUUUUUUUGCAUGAGUCCCCAUGCUUGAGCUGCUCAGCUGUGCAGGUUUCUUUGAGGGACAUCUAAUGAGAGAUUUGAGGUCUUCUUGUGCCAAGCAGUCUGACACACAUCUUAGGUCAGCAGCUUCUUUCAUGCCUUGCAGCUGAGUAGAUUGUAGCCAGACUCUGGAACAAGUGGAUUUGGGUUUUUCACUGACCUAUGGGAUACAUCCAAAUGCUUGAGAUGAUGCAUCUGCUUGGAGAUGUAAGCAGGGUUGAGUGUUCCUACAGGUACUAAGUAUCAUCAAGGCUUGUGGUAAAUAGAAAUCUGAAUUAAGCUCACAUUCUUGACAGUAGUUAGAGGUGAUACUGAAAAUGCCAGUUAAUUGUGGGGAACAAUCCAUGCUGUCAGCAUCAGAAGGUACAGACUGCAGACACCCUUGAGGGGACACAGCCAGCACAGGAGGAGCUGACACGUUGGUCUGUUGAAGAGACAUUACCAAUGUGUCUGAGAGGUUCUUUUGCAUGCCUGUGUGUAGGGGAGAUAAUGGGAGAUAGCUCCUUCAGAGGUGUGCAGAGGGCUUCUGUAGGAUAGGGUCUAAGACCUUUUCUUUACUCCACAAAUGGAGCAGGGGAAGAGAACCUGUUGGUUAUGUUGAGUAAAAUGUGCCCCCAUUAGCCCUUUGAAGGGAGUUUUCAGACAGAAUGGGUGAAUCACCAAGCAUUAUGUCUUUGGCUGAGGAAUCUGGGGGCAGUGACAGCCACAGGUCCAAACAUGCAUGGUCCAAAACUGUUUCUCAUUCCCCACUACACACUCAUGUCAUGCCACCAGACCCAAGCCUCUUCCCUAUAGCCCAACUGCCACAUGCCCAGGUGGCUGCAGGAGCAGCCCACUCAGAGUGGUGGGAGUUCCAACCACAUUUAAGGGGAAAAAUACAACAAUCAGGCUACAGCCCUUGGACUCUGUGAGGCAGCGUUGACAGAAACCUUCUCACGACUGUGACCAGAACUGGAUAUAAACUGUAGCUUAAAAAAAGUAGGAGUUUUGUAAACUUGAAAUCUCUUGGUUUUUACCCUUUUCUCCUUUUGCUGGAAAGCCACAAGAUGAAUGUAAAUGCUUUGUCCUUCUAUCCAACACAACUGAAAAUCAAGACUGCCAACUCCUUGUUUUGUAUUAGCCCUUCUUUUGUUUUGUUUUGUUUCCUUUCCUUCUUAAGGAAAGAAAAGUUUGUGAGCAAUAUAUGUAGCAUGCUGUGAACGUCUUGUUUCGAUCUUUAUAGUUACUCUUUAAUCCAUCAGUAUUAACACCAGUUCUUUUUAGGGUUUUUGGUUUGUUUUGUUUCGUUGGGUUGGGGUUAGUUUGGGGUUUUUUUUUUUUUCAUGUGUUCCCUUUGGUACUUUGUAUGCAGUGUAAGCAGAAGCUGUGAUGGGCUUUGCAGUCCUGUGCCGUGUUACUGUAACUCCCUGGUUUUGUUUUUAGAGGAAAGCACCUGACUGUGGGCCACCCUGGGGCAGGCAGUGUGCCCUCACACGACUGCCACGUUUUGGUCUCUUGUACUAUGUAUAGUUUUAAGUAGAAUAAGCUUUUUAACAGAAUAUUGAUGCGGUUUAUGAGUCACGCAGGCUGCAAGUGUCUGGUAUGUGAGAGUCUUUGUAUUUAUAGUUGUUGGGGUUUGGGGUUGUUUUGUUUUGUUGUUGUGGGGUUUUUUUGGGGUGGUUGUUUUUUGUUUGUUUGUUUUAAUUCAUAAAGUAGCAAACUUGAUAAACAUAGCCACUUUAAACUGCUCUUGCUAAACAGACCCUGCUGUAGAUAAAAUACCACUGUAGAUACAGGGAGUUGUGCUGGCAGACUGCUCUCAGCCAUGGGUGAGCCCAGACCCUCUCUGCUAGAAGCAGGGUGCCAGUUGCACAACCACUCUGCAUUUGCCCAUAUUUGGACCCAGACACCAGGAAGGCUGGGGUCUGGUGGGUGUUUUAUCCCCCUGCACCCAUGAGCCUGCUGCUGGGUCUGCUUACCAGUGCAUGGAGAGGAAACGUGAGCCUCGCCAGCAUGGGGGGGGUGGAUGGGCCAGCUGCUGGACUGCAGAUACAGUCACGCUGUUUCUGCAGCUUGAAAAAAGCUCCCAAGCAUUUCUAGAGUGCAAAACUUAGCUCUUGAUUUGUUGUCUGCACAGCCCAGCAUGUUAAGGGUGAGAAGCAGCAUUGGCACCUGGGGGCUUGAGCCCUCUUGCCCAUGAGCAGGGCAUUGUUGCGCCCAGGGGAGUGGCUUUUCAUUGCAUCAUCCACCUCUCAUCCUCUGGACAAGGGGGGAAGUUGUAUCCAGCCCCAACCCAGCAGCUCUCAGCUACUUCCCUCCUCCUGCUGCAGCAGUGCAAGUGUCUUAGGAUGGAGAACUAAGGACAAAACUCUGAUCCUGCUGCUCCCUCCCACCUCCACGAAGUGGAGAAGCGUGGUAGCACUGUGGGUCCCACGGUCCCUACAGCAUCCUGUGGGCAGGCAGCACAUCACCUGUCCUGCCUUUCAGGCCACCACCUGCUUGAAGCUCUAGAGGUAUGCCACGGGCACCAUACUUUUCACAGGAGGUUUGCCUGCAAGAUGAGGCAGCUGCAAGGAGCUCACUGUGGGUUCCCACAGCAGCUUUUAUCACUUUUUUUUCCUUGUUGUUGCUGGGUGGAGAGGUUUUUUUUGUUGGAUUUUUUUCCCCUUUCUUUCUUGCAGAGGACAGAACGACCUAGUGGGACAGAUUUUCUUUUUUAAUCUGUGUGUGACUUUUGUUAGUUUUUAAGUUACCCAACUUGAAUUUAACCCGAACAGACGCAGAAGGAAUUUGUGUUUCGGUUUUGGGGGGGAGUUUUUGUUUGUGUUUGUUUGGGUGUUUUGUUUUUGGUUUGUUUUGUUUUUUUUUUUUUUUCUGGUGAGUUAAGAGACAAAAUAAAUAAAUAAAAAGCAUUUUUAAACAAAGGAAAUCAUGUAUUAACAUUUUAACAGCGAUUCAUAAAUCUGCACUUUUUAUGAGGUUUUGAGAACUCUAUUUAUAGGUACGGAACAAUGGGGGUUUGUUUAAAACUGUAUCGCAUUUAUACUUGGCCGAAAUUACUUUUCGUUGUUAUCAGUAGGAAUUUUAUUGGGUAAAUAAAAUGGAUAAAAAUCUGC